AUGAUAGUAGAUUUGGAAAGUUACCCAAAAUCAUCAAUCAGAUUAUUAUCGUUUAUUUACGAAAAAGAAUUAAAAAGUACGACAAGUACAAAAUUUUUAGAAUACUGUACUGAAGAGAAGGUAGAAGACUUUUUAUAUUUGGAAGAAGAGAACAGGCUAAUUGUAUCUGAAAAUUUUAGGCAUGCAGUAAGAGCCGAGAUUAGAGAAUAUAUUAAGGCAUAUAGGGAACAAUAUCAUGAAUUACCACUUGAAAAGAAGGAAACUCCUGAUAUUAAAGGAAAGCUGUAUACAAUUUAUGGAGAAUUUCAGCUUUUUGAUUUGCCAAAGGAUACCAUUUUGUGGGAUUUACUAACAUUGUUAAUCUACGUAGAUAGCUUGAACCCACAGAUUUGGGAUAGAAGAGCUAUUUUAAUAGGAGGAUUGCUACAGAGAGAGGAAAUUAAAUCUGACUAUAUGAGAUUUUUAAGUAGUGAAUUAAACCUAACAAAACUUGCAUUAUGUCAUACUUUUAAAUACGGGGAAAUAUGGAGUUACUUGGAAUAUAUUUUAAUGAAAUAUUAUGAAAAAAUUAAAGAAAGCAAGUUAAAUAAUAUGAAUAAUGAUGAAAUUAUCAUAUAUAUUUUAAAAGAAAACUAUGAUUUUAUUUGUCUACAGAUGGAUUUGUAUGAUCAUAACUACUAUGCAUGGAGUUUAGUUAAUUGGUUGUUUUAUGAUUUAAUUCCUACACUAAUUUCCCCAAAGAACGAUUCAAGCAUACCUUAUAGCUAUAAUGAAAUUAAAAUAUUGGAAAAAUGGGUAAUUAGAUUGAUACAAAAACAUCCGUUUCAAUAUGGAGGAUAUCAUGCGCUGGUAAACCUGAAUGAAAGUAAGAUAGAAACACAAAAUAAAUCUAAUAAGCUAGAAGCAAGUUUAGUAAUCAAACUAGUAUAUUCUGAAGAAACUAUGGAUAUGCUUAGAAUCAUUAUUGAAUGUUUUAACAAUCAUUUUGUUAAUUGUUUUUCGGUAAUUUUAGGUUUCAGGUAUGCAAAUUUCAUGCUUUUAAUCGACUCUGUAGAUGAAAUCUCUCAUUUCCAAAUAUUUGAAAAUGAAAUAAUGUGGUUCCAAAAACAAGGCCUAGUUGAAAAAAUGUCAAAGAGUAUAAAAAAUCUUGAAGAAUUAAGGGAACAUUUCUACUCUAUUUUAUCAGAAAUAUCCAGUUAUAAAUACAACAAAAACAUUAUUCAAAAUUACUAUGAUUUGUUGGACUCGGAACUCCAAGUAGUUAGACAGGGGUCAACAAUGUUUUAUAAAAGUGAUAUUUCUGGUAUUCUAUCAGUUAGAAUGUCAAAUAUUCAAUAUCUAAGUGAGAAUUUUGAGGAGUAUGAGGGAAUGGAAAUGGAAAAUGUAUAUGAAAUGGAAAAAUUAAAUAUUAACAGUGAAGAUAUUGAUGAAGGAGUAGACAAUAUGGUUUCUGUUCAUGCUGCUGGCUUUGGAGUUUACGAUUUUGAGAGUGAGGACGAUGAAAUAUCAAAGGAAAUAACUAAGGGAUAUGGAAUAAAAAAUGAGACGGAUGGUUCAGUUACUGAGACAGAAAGAACAACAAAUGAAAAUGAGAGAGAAGAUCAUUUAAUAACUCCGAAAAAAAGGCCAUUCUUAAGAAAAGGAGAGGGUAAGUCGUUGGUAAUAAGCAACUCCAGAAAAGCAAAUGGAGAGUCUUUAAAAAAAAGUUCUCAAGUAAAGUCACGUACAACUGUUAAGUCUGUCCCAAACUCAACUCCUGCUAGAAAAUUUAGAAAUUCAAAUAGGCCAGAUAUUCGGAAAGUAAACAAAAAUGCCAAAUUUGACUCAUUACUUUUGGGAAUUCAGAGUUCAAAUAUGACCAUGGAGAGUGAGGCGGAAGGAUUUGAGAUCUUUGAGAGUGAGGAAGAGUUUGUAGGGAUGGAAUGGGAUGGAGAACAGAAUGUAGAGAAUUUGAAAAGUAAUAAAAACGACAAAAAUAAACAAAAAACUAGUGAAAAGGAACAGGAAAGGGAUUAUGAAAACUUGAUUCAACAAAAGUUGGAUCUACUUGACAAAAAGAUGGAGUAUAUACACGAAACUCACGAGGAAAUGCUGAAAAAGAAGACUUUGCUAGCUAGGGAAAGGAAACUCUUGGAGAGUUAUAAGGUCAAUUUUGAAAAGGAGUUAAAAUUAAAGUUUGAAAAGAGUAAACAAGAAAUAGAAUCAGAGAAACGACGUUUAGAGAGAGAAAAUAACAAGCUAACAAAAGAUAAGAUUGCUUUGAGCGACCAAGUAACUCGUUUGAAGAUGACUAUAAAGGCAAAGGAUGCUGAAAUAAAUAGACUUACUAAAGAGAUUACCCAGAUGGAGAAAAAAGAGAAAGAAAGGGAAGCCCAAAAAAGUAGAAUGGUUUCAGUAAAAAGAGAAAACUCGUCUGAAAAUGUAGAAAAAAAACGAGCUGAGAAGUUUAAGACUAAGAUUCAAAAAAACGAGGACUUAGAGAUUUCCAGAUUUCCUGGAAGUUCUAGCAUUACUCCAUUAACUACCAAUUUACAAACAACAACGUCAAUUUCUUCUAACUCUUCAGGUUCAUUUAUGGAUCGGGAUUUAAUAAUUGAAGAACAUUUGGUUAACUUUGAUUUUGAAAAGGAACUAGAUCUAUUAUAUGGUAUUUUAAGUACUUGCUUUGAGUUUGUAGGAGAAGGGGAGGACUUUACAACUUUACCGGGUAUUCCAAACGAAAUAGGAAAGCCUUGGUGUGACAUUGAAAAACCUUAUAAAAUUCAGAAAGAUGAUGAUUUGAAAACUAUCACUUUCAAGUUCCCAAGUGGACUUGUAGAAAUUGUAUUUUGUGAUGAACAAGAGAAUUCCAUUUGUCCGAAAAAUACAAGAAAGCUACUUUGGACUCAUCUGGGUUGGUGUAUUCUAGUUUACCCAAAUGGAGACAUUAAAGCAAUCAAACCUGACAAAAAUAUUACUUACCAUUAUGUGGAAAAGGAUAUUGUAAAGUGCGUGGUUGGAAUGAGGGAUCUACUUAAUUACGAUGGAGAAGCAACUAAGCUAUAUUUAAGCAAGUUCUUUUCUCUUGGACAGUUACAAUGUGUUGAUCCUGAGACCAGGAAGACGUAUAUAAUCCACUCUGAUAUGUCCAAACAAAUCCUUAAUGGUUGA
Cryptosporidium ubiquitum is the source of this 3150-nucleotide messenger RNA. RefSeq lists its product as uncharacterized. Lineage: Eukaryota; Apicomplexa; Conoidasida; Eucoccidiorida; Cryptosporidiidae. The transcript has 2 exons. The record is from RefSeq and is a predicted model, not a curated record. The coding region runs from base 1 to 3150 and encodes 1049 amino acids.